Messenger RNA from Aspergillus novofumigatus IBT 16806, 990 nucleotides. RefSeq lists its product as uncharacterized. NCBI's taxonomy places the organism in Eukaryota, Fungi, Ascomycota, Eurotiomycetes, Eurotiales, Aspergillaceae. The record is from RefSeq and is a predicted model, not a curated record. Gene Ontology annotation, molecular function: metallopeptidase activity. The transcript is spliced from 4 exons. The coding region runs from base 1 to 990 and encodes 329 amino acids.
AUGUUUAUUGGUCAAUCCUGUGCUUUGGAUAUCGGUAGUCGCUUUCGUGUUGAGCAGGGCCAAGGCCCUGUUACACGAUCUGGAAGUGGUACCUACGGUGGAACCUGCUAUGGCACGGAUGCGGAUUUGAGUGCCAUCUAUACUGAGGCAAUUGACCUUGCUCAGGUGGCCUUGGAUUCCUUAAACAGUUAUGCUACCAGUGCGACGGUGCGCGCAACUGUAGAGACAUUCUUUGGAAUAAAACCCGAUUCAUCGUCACCUACAACGGUGUCAGCCAUUGACUCAGCACAAUUCGCAUACGUUAAAUGGUUGACAUACUUCCUACUAGAUAUUUUCGGACAAAUCAUUGCUUUCUCGACAAGCACAGAGGAAGAAGAGAUCUCUCAGCCGGGUUUCUUUUGCGACGAUAGCUGGCGAUGGAGGACGGAGAUGGACUAUGGAUCUGAUGGACAAAUGAAUGGCAAGACAAUCUCUCAGGCGACAGGGUUCACAGUCGUCUUCGACGAACAGAAGGUCUACACGAUUACCAUGUGCCCAUAUAGCUUCACUCGAGCUAAAAGAAAGGAUUCCCUUAGUGCUUGGCGCUCUAAGGAAAAGAUCAUAGCCGACGGAACACCACUAGGGGCAGCGCUUUCAACGCCCGGUACUUUGCUGCAUGAGCUAGCACACUUGGUCACGAGACAAGUUGUCACCGAUGAGACGCUCACUAAUGGGCAAAAGGCUUACUUUCCUCCAAAUGUGGCUACACUUGCCGAGGAAUCAAAAGCCAAAGCUGUCAAGAAUGCCGAUACCUAUACCUGGUUCGCCACUGCUAUGUAUCUUGAUCAAUGUGACUGGUCACGACAGAUCUGCGCUCAGAGCGCCAGCAGAUCAACUGUUGCUAAGCGAUCGAACAAUCAAACCAGCACCGAUAUGCCCCUGAUGCGAAGAUCAAACCGACGGACGUUGCUCCCUCGUGUAUUGACUGGUUUGCAGGAUGAUCUGGAGUAA